Messenger RNA from Sclerotinia sclerotiorum 1980 UF-70, 2805 nucleotides. RefSeq lists its product with no specific name. The transcript has 3 exons. The record is from RefSeq and is a predicted model, not a curated record. Lineage: Eukaryota; Fungi; Ascomycota; Leotiomycetes; Helotiales; Sclerotiniaceae. Bases 1 to 2805 code for a protein of 934 amino acids.
AUGUGCAACACAUAUACAAUAAUAUUAAGUUGCAUCCACAAACAAACCUAUACACAUCGUUGCGCCUUAUAUCUUGGCAACCCACGACGAAAGUGCGUGAAAGCCCCCCCGACUAUUGCUCAUUACCUUGCGGACUGUCGAAAGUGUCGAGGUCAGGAUAAAGAUAAUUUUGUGGUGGUCUGGGUGGAAAAGAACAUCGACGCUAGUGCAUUCGACGAAGAAGGGAAUAGAAACUACAUGUUGGGUAUAGGUGGGUUUGAUAUUGUGGCGAAUGGAGACAAGAGGGGUAGAGAGAAAGGUGUUAGAGUAUAUCAGGACGGAACGGAAGAGGCACGACGCGAGAAGAAAGGGGUGAGGACCGGGUCUCCCUAUGUUUCCGCCACCGAUAUGGUCAAGUUCGACGCAGAAGUCGAAGACGACAUAUAUAGCCAGACCAGCGAGAGCGUAAAAGACGCCAGUCCUGACACUCCCAGAACCGAAAGUCUUCCGCUAAAACUUAAAUCCAAAAAGCCUAGUGUAUUUGGAAGUUUGCGGAAGAUGAUCGUCCGACCUAAAAGCGAGCCGGACACGACUGCAACAGGUGAGCAUAAACCUCCUAUGCAUGGUAAGGUCAAACAAGGACUCGAUCGAUUUAAUACAACCGCAGGCGGUUCUCGAGCGAGUAAGAAGACUGAAGGUUCAGGACAACAUAAUUCUCGGUCUGGAUCGUCAGAUGAACGAAGGGUCGAUGAUGCCACUGGAUAUGAAUAUCUUACACCCAAAGAAUUUCUAGACCUUCAUUUUAACGGCGUGGUUGCUGGUGCUGGUACUAGUAUUUCACAAGCAACAAUAUCAAAUGCAACAUCGGCGCCAAUCGAUAUACCCCAAAGAAGUCGACCUAAAGCAUCACAGGAGUGGACUGCCCAGAGACAUGCUGCAGAAUAUAUGACUGAAAUUGGUGGGAGCCCCUUCACAGAUAAAUCUGCAAUUGUGGACCCAUUUACUGAUGGUUAUGAAAUUCCUGAUUUCACAAAUAGUUACCAAGGAAUGUCAUCAGAGCGAUGGAGUAAUGAUACAAACUCGAACAGGCCGGGAAGGAUAAGCCAGGACACGGAGUUUUCGCAGUUUGACGAGGACCAAACGGAUAUUAUUAGCCAGGCGAAAUAUGGUGAAACAAUCAAUAUAACGCCGCAAAAUAUCGACAAUGUACUUGCGGUUUGGAAAGGAAGUUUGGGAACGUCAUCUUCGUCGUCGCAUAUUCGUGUACCUUCUCGACAUCGCGCUUUGGAUCAUCCGGUCCAUUCUCAAAGCAUUGAUGCAUUACCGAUACCUUUUCGAUCCCAAGGAUUAAAUGUUGCCGAUCAUAGCACAAGUUUACCAAAUCAUCGCGGUGUCGAAGAGGUACUUGCAAGAGAUCAAUGGGUGCAACGAAAUAUUUCAGAGAAAGUUUCCUCAGUACCUUCUGCUGCUUUGCAACAUGCCAUUGAUUUCGUCGAGCCUAGAAACUAUAGAGAUACACCAAAGAGGAAUAACACGACUAAAGAACCAUCUAGAGGUUUUGCUUUACCUAAAAGGAGUAAUACAGGAGCUAUACCACAUCCUCGACAUCCCCUAGCUAACGAAAUAACUCGAAGCAACACUAUCACUGAAAAAUCUCAGACACAGACAAAAACCCAAGUCGCAUUUCCAGCUAUUUCAGAGAAUCUACAAGAAACUAUCCCUGGUACUAGAUACUCUUCUUUACCCAUAUCACCUACUAUUUCCCCAUCUCUAAGGGUAAAAAAUAAUGAACAAGGUCCGCAAUCACCUCGACUCUGGAAUAGAAAAGAUAUUCCGGUAUCAAAACCCGAACCGAGCAGCAAUUUAUCGCUGCAAGGUCGAGUAGCUCCAGUUAGUGAUAGAUCAUCUACCGUAACAACUUUCUCGCAAUUUAUACCUCCGCGUAACGGGGAGCUUGAGGAGGAAACUAACAUGGAUGGUUUUCCUGCGAAAUCAUAUACCAAGUUACCUCGAUAUCGAGUGGGUGCUUCGAAUACGCAGAUUCGUACGAGGGGGGAUGUGGCAGCUAUUCCUAAAGUCCCAGAAAUACCAAAUUCUUACGUAAAUCAUACGACUGUUCUUCCGAAAAUCGGUAGAGAUGCCACGGGGAGGUUUUUUGUGGAAUAUAUUGAAAGAGGACAGUCUGGAGAUGCAGUAUCGAGUUUGGAUAUGGGAGUGUCGGGAGAAGUGUCAAAAGAAGUGAAUACAGAAGAAUCGAAAGAUAUUUACGCGAAUCAUACGAUAGGUACUUGGGAUGCGGUUUUGAGGAAUGGGAUGGGUGAUUCGGAAUCUUUACAAUAUCCUCUUUUAUCUCAUACCUCACCUGUACCUCGGCCACCUGCGCACAUACCGAAUUUCCAACUUCAAUCUCAACCACCUUCUCAGAUCAAAAUCAUCCCACAGGAAAUAUCCACGAACAAAAAAUAUCCAUUCCCAUCUCCAUCUCUCUCCACAUCUCUAUCUCUAUCCCCAAUCGAUCCAACAAUCCCUAUAACCCUACCCCUGCAAAUCCGUAGAAAGAAGAAACCGCUGGUUUUGGUGAGGGAUGUGGGAGGUAAUGGGAAUGAAAUUAAUGUUAAGAAUAAAAUUGAGAAUGAGAAUGAGAUGUGCAGGAGACAGGGAUGGAGAGAGGGAAAGGAAAAGGGAAAGGGGAUGGAGAAGGGGAUGGAGAAGAUAGAGAGGGGGUUAGAGGAGGAAUUGAGGAGGGCGGAUGAGAGGUUGAGGGGGGUGAGGGAUGGGAGGGGAAAUGAGGAAUACAGGGAAGAAGAAUUUAAGCGUAGAGUGUAG